This is a messenger RNA of Parnassius mnemosyne (clouded apollo), 3531 nucleotides long. The record is from the annotation of a GenBank genome assembly. NCBI's taxonomy places the organism in Eukaryota, Metazoa, Arthropoda, Insecta, Lepidoptera, Papilionidae.
AUGGUCAGUACAAGACGGACCGGGCGCGCGAUCGGUUGUGACGGCGAGCGGCGCGCGGGCAGUAAGGGCGAGGUCAGGAUGCGUGGCAGAGCAUCCAGGAUAGCAGCAGCAACGCCCACCGGGCCGAGGGUAUCAACAUCGGUGCUGGAUGAUCGACGACGACACCAGCGCGAGUGUCGCGCGUGCGGUAAUGUACACGAUGUAGUGACCUGCAAGUUUGCUCGCUACGUGUGUCGAGUGUGCAAUAAACAAGGGCAUUUACAAAGGAUGUGUCCUUAUCUAGCAGGACAACACAGCCUCGACGUGGUGCAGAGUGAGACUGACAGUUUAUUAAACAGUGAAGGAAGUGACGAGGUAAUGGUUUGCAUUAAUCAAUUAAGCGUUAGUCAUUACAAACCAUUGUUUAUAUCAUUAACAGUACACGGUAGGGAUGUUCAAAUGGAAUGUGAUACAGGCAGUGCCGUUUCAUGUAUUAGCUACGAGUUAUAUAAACAACAAUUCAGUAACCUAAAACUGAAUAUGUGUCCUUUGUUGCUAAGGUACUAUACGGGUGAACAAGUGAAACCUGUAGGUGUGAUAAGGCCUUUAGUAAAGUACAAAGAUAAAGAAAAGCAUCUAGAUUUAUAUGUUAUUAAAAAUGGUAAAAGUAUAUUGUUAGGCAGACAAUGGUUGGCAGAACUCAAUAUACAGUUACCCCCAUUUGGAAGCUUAAACUGUUUAUCGAAUGAUGUUUUUAACUUAAACGAUUUCAAUUCCAGAUAUUGUAAGGUGUUCGCGGACGGCCUGGGACGGUUCACUGGGCCGCCGGUGAGCAUCCGUGUGCGGGAGGGAGCGCAGCCCGUGUUCAUGCGAGCGCGUCCGCUGGCUUAUGCGUUGCGUGCACCCGUGGAGCGCGCACUCGAGCAGCUGGUGGCGGACGGUAUUCUCACACCCGUCGACCGCUCCGACUGGGCGACUCCCAUUGUGCCCGUAGUGAAAAAAGACGGUAACAUUAGGAUUUGCGCCGAUUAUAAGUUAACUUUAAAUAAAGUUAUAGAAGUCGACCGUUAUCCUUUGCCUAGAGUAGAAGACUUACUGGUACGUUUACAAGGGGGGCAGAGGUUCAGUAAAAUUGACCUUUCACAAGCUUACGCACAAUUUGUACUUGACGAAUCUGCCAAAUAUACGGUGAUCAACACACAUAAAGGUUUGUUUAGGUAUAAUCGCUUAGUAUACGGCUUAUCAUCAAGCCCUGGCAUUUUUCAAAAACAUUUAGAGCAAUUAUUUAAUCUACCGUAUGUAGGCGUAUUUUUGGACGAUAUAAUUAUUACAGGGCGCAACACAGAGGAGCAUAUUAGUAAUUUACAUAAAGUAUUUGACCGUUUGCAGUCGUACGGACUUCGAGUUAAAAAGGAAAAGUGUGUAUUUUUUGCUGAAUCAGUCAAUUACUUAGGUUAUGUAAUUAGUAAGGAUGGUAUUCACACUUGUCCGGAUAAGAUUAAGGCAAUAGUAGACACUCCCGUUCCUACGAACGUGUCUGAGUUAAGGGCCUAUAUAGGAAUGAUAAUGUAUUAUGCAAAAUUCGUAAAAAAUAUCAGCACUAUUCUCGCACCCUUAUAUAAUUUAUUGCGUACGGGAAUAAAAUUUGAUUGGUGUGACGAUUGUCAAAGAGCCUUUAAAAAGGUAAAAGAACUAUUGAGUUCUAGUAAAAUUCUAAUGCAUUACUCUAGCGAUUUGCCUAUUGUGCUGACGUGUGAUGCGAGUAGCGUGGGUGUAGGUGCAGUGAUCUCGCACCUGACGCCAGAGGGCGAGCGGCCGGUGGCGUAUGCGUCGCGCUCGCUCACGGCUGCAGAGCGAGCCUACUCGCAGAUCGAUCGGGAGGCGCUCGCUAUUGUGUUCGGUGUAAGAAAAUAUCAUCAGUAUCUUUAUGGGCGAAAAUUCAUAUUGCGUACGGACCAUAAACCGUUAACACACAUAUUCGGUAAAAAAACGGGAAUACCGGUUAUGGCCGCUUCACGUAUCCAACGUUGGGCCGUACUUUUAUCUGGUUACGACUACAAUAUCGAAUACGUAACGUCUAAUAAAAAUUGCGCCGAUGGUUUAUCAAGAUUACCAAUUUCUUCUAAUAAUAAAAAAACGAUAAAUAGAGAAAUUACUUAUAUUAACUUCGUUGAAAAUUUUUUACCGGUUACUAAUGAGGAUGUUACGAAGGCGACUUCAAAGGAUAUUAUUCUUAGUAGAAUUUUCGCCUAUUUCAAAUCGGGUUGGCCGACAGUUUGCCCUGGUGAAGAGGUUAAACCUUAUUUUGUUAGGCGCAAUGAACUAUAUUUAGAUAACGGGUCGAUUAUGUGGGGGUAUAGAAUGGUAAUACCUUCAUAUUUACGUCCAAUUAUUUUAAAACAACUACACAGCAGCCACAUGGGUAUUGUGAAAACUAAGGGGCUGGCACGGAGUUAUGUGUGGUGGCCGAACAUCGAUGCGGAUGUGGAAGCGCUAUGCCGAAGCUGCGAGACCUGCGCCUCUGAGGCGGACGCCCCGCCGCGCGCGCCUCCUAACCCCUGGUCCUACUUGCCUCCCUGGUCUAGAGUUCACAUAGACUUCCUAGGACCGUAUAAAGGUAAAACUUAUUUAGUUUUAAUAGAUUCGAGCUCGAAAUGGCUUGAAAUUAUUGAAGUAGCGCGAACGAAUGCGACUUCCAUUGUUAAGGUGCUGAGGUCAAUAUUUGCAAGAUUCGGUUUGCCCUUAGAACUAGUGUCUGACCAGGGACCGCCUUUCACAAGUAUUGAAUUUAAAAGUUUUUUGAAAAAUAAUGGCAUUCAGCAAAGGUUUUCACCGGCGUACCACCCUGCAUCUAAUGGGGCAGCGGAAAAUGCUGUUAAGCUGUGUAAGAGGGCAAUUAAAAAGGCUUAUAGGGAUGACGUAGAUAUUGAUACCGCCCUACAAACCUUUUUACUAAGCUAUUGCAACAGUAAGCAAAGCACCACGGGUGAGAGCCCAGCGAUGCUGCUGCAGCGACGUUCCUUGCGUUCACGGUUGGAUUUACUUCGCGGUGAGUACGUGGUGCAAGCGCGUGUGCUCGAUGCUCAGCAGCGUCAAGUCGAAUAUGCGGGUGGUGUUCCGCGUAAUUUCUCUUUGGGAGACACCGUCUGGAGUAGGGACUACGGCACCCGGGAUAAAUGGGUCAAGGGCACGGUAGCCCAGAAAGAAGGUUCUGGAAGAUACGUUCUCGACAAUGGUGACGGUCGACUUAUUAAAAGACAUAUUGAUCAAAUAAGACGUAGGUCGUGCUUAUCCGAUGUUACCUGUCCAGAUAUCACUAAUGAGGUCGAUGAAAAGGAUGAGGAUGAGUUUGCAGAUGCGUCUUCAGAGUUGCAAACGGAGGUGGCGGUUUCGGCUGGAAAAGAUGACGUGGAUACCGAGCACGUGGCAGAUACGCAAUGUCCCAGCGAGACUGUACCAGGCCCCGCCACUCCUCCACAACCACCGCCACCGUCGCGGCCAGUGACCCGUUCCAGGCGAAUCCGAAAACCCGUAAUUAAAUUCCAAUGUUAG